Malaya genurostris is the source of this 4255-nucleotide messenger RNA. RefSeq names its product thioester-containing protein 1 allele S3-like. Bases 69 to 4157 code for a protein of 1362 amino acids. Gene Ontology annotation, molecular function: endopeptidase inhibitor activity. Gene Ontology annotation, cellular component: extracellular region. The transcript is spliced from 14 exons. The record is from RefSeq and is a predicted model, not a curated record. Lineage: Eukaryota; Metazoa; Arthropoda; Insecta; Diptera; Culicidae.
UCUCUGCAUUUAGACGCGUAUUAAAAAACACUCCAUUCAAGUGAAAACAAAUAAUCAGUGUCUCUAGAAUGACGUUUCGUUACUUAUGGGUUUUCCAUUUCAUACUUGGCUACGGAUUGUGGCUAAAAUUAUGCAGUGCUCAGGGGCUUUCGGUGAUCGGUCCAAAAAUGAUAAGACCUAACCAAACAUAUUCGGUGGUGUUCAGCAAUUCCUUAACCCGUAACAUUCGCCUGGCCAUGGCACUACAAGGACCAGGCAAUUCUGGGGUGUUUCAGCGAACGACAGUUGCAAUCAAUAGAAGAUCCGGAAAGUUGGGCACGUUUCAGGUUGGAAACAUUGUUGAGGGUGAUUAUAGGUUGUCAAUUGGAAGUAUUGAUCAAGAUUUCAACUUCAACAAGGAGGUAGAUCUGGUGUACGAGCAGAAAACAAUAUCCGUUUUUAUACAAACAGACAAACCGGUGUAUAAACCGGGAGAUACGAUGCACUUCCGGGUUGUGGUUGUGGAUGCCGAUACUAGACCUGUAACCAACAUCAAAAGUGUGCGAAUUGGUCUGAUAGAUUCAAACGAUAACUCCAUUAGACAGUGGCCAUACGCCCAGCUUUGGCGUGGAGUAUUUGAAUCUGAGGUGCUACUAGCACCUUCACCAGUGCUGGGUAAUUGGACGCUGACGGUAAACACACAAGAAAGCACGGUCAAGAGGCAAAUCGAAGUCCGCGAGUACGUGCUUCCAAAGUUUUUUGUCAAGGUUUUCCCAGCAGAAAUUCUACUGAUAGAAAGAAAACAAAUUAUAGUGUCCGUUCAAUCAUAUUAUACGUUCGGAAGUCCAGUUGACGGAAUAGUUCAUGUUCACUUAUACAUCGAAGACGAUGAUAAACCAGAUUAUUCGGAAACCGCAACGAUAACUGGAACUAGCACUGUUAAGUUCAACCUGAAAAAAGAACUGGAAACCGAAGACAGCUCGCAGAGCUUUCGAGAUGUAAUUGUUAAAGUUGAAGUUACGGAGACUUUUACCAAUCACACCAUGAACAUAACACAGUCAAUACCCGUUUUCCUGUACCCGUACAACAUAUCCGCAGUUGCAUCCACUCCUCAGUUCCGACCAGGGGUUCCAUUUCUCGUUCAAAUAGUGGUUGCAGAUCACUACGGUCAACCGGUUGCUGAAGAAAAAAAUAUUGAAGUUCAUGUCGCAUACGAGGGUGAGGGAUACAGUGAAGAUCAAACGCUUGUGGAGAGCCUCAACGGACGAGGUAAAGCGGCGUUAGUUUUGCAGCCACCGGAAAGAUCGGACCGUUUGGAAAUUUCGGUAAACUACGACACGGUCGACUAUGGAGCAAUCGAAGCAUUUGAUGGUGUUCAAUCACAAAGCAAUCAUUACAUUCGAAUUGCGUUGAAGCCCAGAUCUGCGGUCCGUGUCAACAAAGAGAUUGCAAUAGAUGUAACUUGUACGGAAAGUAUGAAUCAUCUGUCGUACAUCGUCAUCUCGAGAGGUAAAGUUGUAACUCAUGGUCAUGAAACGAUCCGAAAUCGAAAAAAGCACACAUUCCGAUUGAAACUUACGCCACCAAUGGCACCGAAGGCUAAGCUGAUCGUUUCAUACAUUAGUAUCAAAUUUUUGAUUUACGAUGAUUUGGAGCUAGAGUUUGAUGUAUUCACCAACAAUUUUAAGUUUUUUCUGGACAAAAAAGAAUACCGGCCCGGCGAGGACAUCACUAUAGAAGCCGAAGGAAGUAACGAUUCGUACGUCGCAUUUGCGGGGAUCGAUCAAAGCGUACUUCUGAUGGGGCGAGCUGGCAAUGGUUUCGACAAAAGUGAUGUGCUGCGGGAACUCGCUCUGUACGGUGCUACAGAGCCUAACGAGUUUGAUCCUUUCCAUACUAUGGGAUUGUUCCUAAGAACUACAUCCGAGGUUGAUUUUCCCUCCGCUCGCAGCCAAUUCAACAGAUUCGGGAGUAAUUUUCCUUUAUCUUCAAGGCGAGCCCAAAAAGCUGUUCACAUACGGACAGAAUUUCCGGAAACAUGGAUGUGGAGAAACUUUACCAUGAACUCAAGGCAUUCCGCAUUCACUUUUCAGGAUACAGUUCCGGACACAAUCACCUCGUGGACCAUGACCGGGUUUGCCUUAAGUCCAACACUCGGACUGGGGCUGAUGAACGAACCGCAGUCGUUCGUCGUCAAACAGUCAUUCUACAUUAUUGUAAACAUUCCUUAUUCCAUCAAACGAGGUGAGGUGGCACUCAUACAGGCGACGGUAUUCAACUUCCUCAGUGACACCAUGACAGCACUGUACAACAGGCAUGACCAGAUGGAGUUCGUCGAAAGCUCCUCCGAUGAUCACACUCGACGCCGUAAGACGAUCUCCGUUCCAACGAAUAACGGAAAACCGAUUUCAUUCAUGAUCAAAGCCAAAAAGAUCGGAGAGAUUGCAAUCAAGAUUGAAGCCGUUAGUCCACAGGCUACUGAUGCGGUGGAGCGUAUGUUGCGAGUCGUACCGGAAAGUCACCUGUACGAAGACAACGAGGCCAGAUUUAUCGAACUCAACAAUCAUGAAUCAAAACAUUUCCCAAUCACGUUGAAUAUUCCGAAAAAGGCCGUUCCCGGAUCCGUGCAAAUAGUGUUCUCGGUGUCAGGUAAUUUACUGGGUCCAUUAAUCAACAAUCUGCACUCACUGAUUCGAUUACCGACGGGUUGUGGCGAACAAAACAUGAUAAAUUUUGUUCCAAAUGUUGUCAUAUUGGACUACCUAGUGGAGAGUGGGACGGUGGCGGAAGAUUUGAAGACCAGCGCCAUCAACUAUCUGCAAAGUGGCUACCAGAAUCAAUUAAAGUACAAACGUUCCGAUGGUUCUUUCAGCGUUUGGGGAGCAAGCGAUGACGGCGGUAGUACCUUUCUGACAGCGUUCGUAGCGAAAUCGUUCAAAAUAGCCGAUAAGCAUAUUACGAUCGAUAAGGCGAUUGUUGAAAAAGCUUUCCAAUGGUUGGCGGCCAUUCAAGAACCGGAUGGGCAAUUUGUUGAAGUUGGAACCGUUUUCAGUAAAGAUAUUCAAGGAGGGCUGGCCAGUAAUAAUUUUUCCAUCUCUGCUUAUGUACUGAUUGCUUUUCUUGAAAACGAAGAUAUUUCCGAAAAGUACAAAACAACCAUCGAUAAAACCUUAACGUAUUUGGUCAAAAAUUUCGAUAGUAUUACCGACAUUUACGAUGUGGCAUUAGCGACAUACGCACUCGCACUUAACAAUCAUGCAAAAACCUCCCUUUUCAUGGACAAACUUGUGGAGGUCUCUAUUUUCGAUGGAAAUUCUAGGACACGGUAUUGGGACAGAAAGCCGAUCAGUAUCGAAGUGACUGGCUAUGCUCUUCUCGCUUACAUGCAACAAGGCUUUUACGCGGAUGCAACUCCAAUAAUGCGCUGGUUGAAUGAGCAACGUUUCGGUCAGGGUGGAUUCCGAGGAACACAGGAUACUUUCGUCGGACUAAAGGCAUUAGCAAAAUUUGCCGCUAGAAUGACCACGCAUAGAAACAACUACCGAGUGAUGGUAGUAAAUCCAAGUCAAAACAGGAAUGCGCGAUUGUUAACUUUCGAUGUCAACAGCGAAACAUCAAUGUUACCGCAGGAAACUAUUCUUCCAGAUAACAUUCGAUCGCUGGACAUUAGAUGCGAAGGUAUAGGCAAUGGGGUGCUUCAGGUGGCCUAUCAGUACCAUGUCAAUCUAGUACAAGCUAAGCCAAGUUUUAAUCUAAACGUGCAAUUGCUUGAUACUACUACACAUUUCGUGCAGCACUUGAAAGUGUGCGUCAAUUUCAUACAACGAGGAAGUCUCAGAGAGACCAACAUGGCUCUGGUCGAGGUCUAUUUUCCCAGUGGAUUCAACGCGGAUGUUGACGCCGUGACAAACCUAACUCCUUACAGCAAAAUCCAGCGAAUCGAUCUAUUGUACGAUGCCACCUGCGUAGCAGUUUACUACAAUAAAUUAGAAAACACUCCGAGUUGCUUCACUGUCACAGCUUACAGACGAUUGAAAGUGGCUAUGCACAGACCGGCUCACGUCGUUGUGUAUGAUUACUAUGACCAAGAGCGCUUUGGCAUCAAGCCGUACGAAGGAAAAGUCAUGCAACUGUGUGAUAUUUGUGAGGAUGAGGAUUGCCUUAGUUUGCAAUGUUAACAAUAUAACACUAUUUUUGGGUGUACACGGAAUUGCAGGUAAAGAAGUAUACUACUAUAUAUACUAUAUUAAAAGAAAUAAAUUUCUUGAAAAACUCU